CCACAGAUUUCAUUUUGGAAAGCAGCCAUGGAAAACGCAAAAAAAGCAGAGAGAAUGCGCAGUGACUCUGCGCAACUGCUGGCAGGAGAGAUGCUAAAAUGGCCGUGGUAACAACGGCCAUGAACGAGGCCAACCUCCUGGCGGAAGCAUGCAGCUUUGUCGCAGAACAUCGCUUCUACUUGCGCAAGGCAGUUCAGCACGGAGACUUUUACAAGGCGAUUCGCCACUCUUUGUCGCUGGCCAAUGAGUUACGCUCGUCUCGCCUCGACCCACAAAACUACUACAAGCUGUACUCGAUGGUCUACGUUGAAUUGCAAUACUUGGGCGCAUACUUGCUCGAAACAGAGAGGCAUGGCUUCUCCUUGGAAGAGGUCUUCGAGAUAGUUCAAUACGAGGGCAAUUGUCUUCCUCGUCUCUACUUGCUGGUGACUGUGGGCAUGGCGCGCAUGCUUGCGACCAGCGAGUCGGACGAGAUCCUUCAAGACUUGGAUCGGAUGGUUCGUGCGGUACAGCACCCUGUGCGUGGGCUUUUUCUGCGCUAUUUUCUUCUCCAAGUAGUCAAGGACAAACUUCAAGGACUUCGAAGCGGCAUGAUGGGCGCACUGACAUUUCUGCUCGGCACUUUCAAGGAGGUUGUGAUCCUUUGGCAGCGUCUACGACUUGAGGUCAGAGCCGAUGUCACAUCAAACAGCAAGGCCUGGGAACUCGAUGAGUAUCGCUUCUCCUUGCGUUUGCUCUUAGGUGCUCAUUUAAUGGAGAUUUCACGUCUAGAAGGCCUGACCACCCAGUUGUAUGCCGAGGUUGUGCUGCCCGAGCUGCUGAACUUGGUACCUGCAUGUGAAGAUGCUGCUGGCCAGGCAUACCUGUUGCAACUCAUUGUGGAGGUCUUUGGUGAUGCAUUUCAUUUGCACACCUUGGAGAAAGUCUUAGCCACGUGUGCAGAGGUUCAUUGGUCUGUUGAUUUGAAGCCAUUGACGCAACAUCUUUUGAGUCGCUUGACAAGCUUUCUGGCUGACAUGGGUCGGAUGGGCGAAGAGGUGAAAGGCAAAAGCGCUUUGGACGUGUUUGGACUCUUCCACUCCCACAUGAAGCAGCUUCAUAGCCGGCCUCGCACUGCCGCAACCCCUCUGGACUCAUUGCUGGAAUUGCAGCUGGAGCUUUGCAUGUUCGUGCUGGCAUUGAACACAGGUACAGAGUCCUGCAUGGAACUUCUGCGGAGCACUGUGCAGCUGCUAGAAGCUCCUGGUGUGCCAUGCCCAUUGGAAACCAAGCUGGCCCAGGCAGUGGUGGAUCUUAUGGCUGCUCCACUUACUCAGGAGUCAUUGGCUUCGGUGGUUCUGGCAAUGCCUUACCACAAGUCGCUCUUGGCCAUGAUGUCACAGUCCAUGCAAGCUAGAGGAGCUCUAGCCAUGGUCUCCGCGUUGCUCGCUGGAGAUGUAAGGCUUCAAGACUCAGAGACGGUGCAGAACCUCUUCUUGCUCACCGGUCCGCUUCUGCGUGACAAGACCGGCAAAGAUGAUCCAGGUGAAGACUUGAUGAGGCACUUGGAGCAUGAUCCCUUGGUUUUCCGCACUGAGCAAGAGACGAUGGCGCAGUUGAUCCACCAGGUUCGACAGGAUGAUCCCAAGGUUGUCUUCGAAAUGCUUUCAAUACUCUGGAAGCAUUUCGAGCAGGGCGGGCCACACCGAAUCGUCUUCACCGUCCCUGCCAUGGUCGCUGCUGUGCUGGAAUUGGCCAGAAGAGCCGGAGGCCAUGCGGAAAGGUGGCCGGUCAAGAUCUUUGAUUUCACGCACACCCUUUGCUCCAGUCUUGGAACAUUGGCUCCACGGGAGUCUUUGCGACUCUGGCUACUUUGCUCAGCUUGUGCAGACAAUGCAGCGGCAGCGGAGAAGCAGGAAGCAACGAGAACUGAGUUGGUCCAACGCAUCUCGAGUUCGAUGGACAACGCGCUUCUUUGCCUGGAGCGCAACAUUUCGGAGCAAGAGGCUCGUUUGCGUGGCCUCCAGUUGCUGGUGGGCACUUUGCGGCAGAUGCGCCAGGGCAUGGAGGAAGGUGAUUUGAAGAAGGUCUGCGACCGAGCCGUGGCGCUGGCCAACAAGAUGCUCUCCAAGCGCUUCCAGAGCAUGGCCUUUUGUUUGUGCUGCGAGAUGUUUUGGCUGCCGCGAUUGAACUUUCAGGAUGCAGACCGUGGCCUACUCUGCCUGCGACGAGCACUGCAGAGUGCUGAUGGCGCGAUACACUCAGAUCCACUGGAUGUGGGCUUGUUCGUGGACAUUCUUGACCAGGUCAUCCGAUUGUUUGCAGAAGGCGCAAGCCAGGUCUCGGCUGCAAUUUUAAGCAAGAUCUUGGCCCUGUGCGUCCAGCACAUUCAGUACAUUGGGAAUCGAGUCCCUGUGGAGUCCAUGAGAGCCUUGCGCACCGCCAUUGUUGGGCUGGCUGCCAAGCAGAAUGAGUCGAUGGAGGCAGUGAUGGCUGGGGAUGUGUAUGUUCCUUACUUGGAAGUGGAUCUCCGGCCAGCGGAACAGCUACCUGCCGGGGUCGUUGAGGCGAAGACCUAAAAUCAAACAUCUGAAGCAACAUCAGUUCCUAAAUCAGGGACGGUUUCCAAUGUUGCUCUAUUGUUUAAGAAUACAUAAGAUUCGUGCCAAAGAGUGCCGAACGAGCUGCAAGCUGCAGUUGUGGUUGGGAAAAAGAGCAGCGACGAGAAGACAGAUGCAUCGAAGCAACAGCAACUUUCUGGUAGCUCUCAUACAGUUCCUCCGGUGCAACAACGCAUGUGUUGAUUUGCAGAGACUUUUGCCUCUCAAUUGGAGAUGAGAUCAUAGCUUGAAAGCAUCGG
This is a messenger RNA of Durusdinium trenchii, 2839 nucleotides long. The record is from the annotation of a GenBank genome assembly. NCBI's taxonomy places the organism in Eukaryota, Dinophyceae, Suessiales, Symbiodiniaceae.